This is a messenger RNA of Anopheles nili, 2009 nucleotides long. RefSeq lists its product as uncharacterized. Gene Ontology annotation, cellular component: nucleus. The transcript has 7 exons. Gene Ontology annotation, biological process: neuron differentiation; regulation of transcription by RNA polymerase II. Gene Ontology annotation, molecular function: RNA polymerase II transcription regulatory region sequence-specific DNA binding; DNA-binding transcription factor activity, RNA polymerase II-specific. The record is from RefSeq and is a predicted model, not a curated record. Bases 1 to 2007 code for a protein of 668 amino acids. Lineage: Eukaryota; Metazoa; Arthropoda; Insecta; Diptera; Culicidae.
AUGAUUGAUCAGCAGCCAAAGCUAUCGUAUUUUCCCAUCGACACGAGGUGCAGCGGAGGACCACCGGAGCCGGAUACGGCCGGAUCGUUGUCGAACGAAAAUACACCCACCCAACACCCGCCACCCACCGUCAGUGGUAGUGCGAAAACACCAAUUACGACGCCUGGCGCGACCCCGUCCUCACUAAGCCCACCUUCAGCCCACAGGCCAUACCCUGCCGGGUCGACCGUGUCAUCACCCACGUUAGCAGAAGGCCAACGACUCCUGCUUGCCGCCGUCAUGACAGGUCCAGGUGAAGGUGGAACACGUCCUGGGGACACGGAACCUGCGGGGCACCUAGCUGGAUCCCUGUGUGGACAGUGCUGCGGCCCGAUCUGCGAUCGCUACAUCAUGAAGGUGGUCGACAUCACCUACCACGAGCGGUGUCUCCAAUGCACGUCCUGCUCGAUCCGGCUCAUGCACUCCUGCUUCAUGCGCGAUGGCAAGCUGUACUGCCGGUUCGACUACGAGCGCCUGUACGGGCGGAACAGAUGCCUCGGAUGUGGUGAGAAGAUCGGUGCGGACGAGCUGGUAAUGCGCGCCCUGGAUAAUGUGUUCCAUCUGAAGUGCUUCAUCUGCGUCGUGUGCGGUGCCCGGCUGCAGAAGGGCGAUCAGUACGUCAUCAAGCAGAGUCAGCUGUUCUGCCGGCCCGACUACGAGAAGGAGGUGGAAAUGUUCCAGGGUUACAGCUACGAUGAGUACUGCUGUGAGGACAUGUUUCAGACGCGCAUCGACGGGCGGCGUGGCCCGAAACGCCCCAGAACCAUCCUGACGACGCAACAGCGGCGUGCCUUUAAGGCGUCGUUCGACAUAUCGCCCAAACCGUGCCGGAAAAUUCGCGAAGGCUUAGCGAAGGACACCGGGCUUAGCAUAAGGAUAGUACAGGUAUGGUUCCAAAACCAGCGGGCCAAAAUGAAGAAAAUCCAGAAGAAACAGCUCAAGGAUGGUGGCAAGAGUUCACAUCACGGUAGCGGUUCCAGCGGUGGCAGUGGCAACUCCCACACCGGCACGAAAAACCACAACGGCAGCAGUACCAAGGGCAACGACUCGCAGGAGGAGCUGUCCGACAACGAGAGUGCCGUCGGGGGCAAGUUGUCGCUCCGCAUCAAGGACGAAAACUCGAGGUCAAACAACUACCUCCAUGAUAGCUGCAGCGAUAACGAAGGCACCGUCACUGAUAACGACGGUGGUCCGUACGGUGGCACGGCGGCUCGCCUCGGUUUGGGUGGAUCCGAUCCCUACAAGAUCGUGAAGGAGGAGCUGGAUCUCGAGGACGACUACUUCCGGAUGGCCAUGUCGACUCCGAACCACCAUCACCACCAUCAGCAGCAGCAGCAGCAGCAGCAAUUUCAGCCGAAUCCGAACCAGCAUAACCAACAUAAUCACCAUCAUCACCUCCAGACGCCAGGCGGGGGCCGUUUCGGUGGAAAAUCAUUCGCCAGCGAACACCACGCGAAUGCAGGCAUCAAGACGGAAAACAUGGCACUGGAUUCGGGAUCGCUGCUAACCUCCGGCAACAACGGUUUGGACUACGGUGUGUCGCUGCAACAGUUGGCCUCGUCGUUGAAUGGAGGCAAUCCCGGUGGCGGAACUGGCUGCCACGGAGGUCCUGAAUCCCUCGGUGCACCGAUGCUGAACCCCAUCGAUCGGCUUUACUCGAUGCAGAGCUCGUACUUCUGCAACCAAGACAGCCCGCUGAUUCCACCGUGUCCUGCGAGUUCAACCGGACAUGCCACCGGAACACCACCGACCGGAAACCACCAACGUCCUGCGCCCGGGACUGCAGGACCACCGUUACAGCAACACCACGGGAUACAGUCGAUGGCGCCGCACCAUUUUGCGCCCGGUGCAUCGGGCAUGGGAGGUGGUCUAGGUGCAUCGAACGUUGGCAUGGCGCAGCACAUUGGUGGAAUGUGCAACGCCAUGAUCGAGCAGCAACAGCAACAGCAGCAAGAGAGCGUAAUGUAAGC